Messenger RNA from Cynara cardunculus var. scolymus (artichoke), 3603 nucleotides. RefSeq lists its product as uncharacterized. The record is from RefSeq and is a predicted model, not a curated record. The coding region runs from base 171 to 3593 and encodes 1140 amino acids. The transcript has 3 exons. Gene Ontology annotation, cellular component: membrane. Lineage: Eukaryota; Viridiplantae; Streptophyta; Magnoliopsida; Asterales; Asteraceae.
UGCUUCUUUUCUAAGCCUAUUUCCAAUAAGGAGAAAAGAAGCUUCAAAAACCCUAGCAAAAACUCCAUCAGAUGUUUCGUUUCGUUUCCUUUACCCAAGAUUAAUCUGUUGAAAAACCUAACGCACAACUUUUUGAUCGUCAGCAGUUCAAGAGUACAGAGCUUGCCGCCAUGUUCUACCAUCGUUCACUUGUGGUUUUCUCCAGGGGGUAUUGCCAUGAUGUUGAAGCAUUGCAUUUGAAGGUUGUUGCAUUAUGUGCUCUUUUCUGCCUUUCUGCAUUUGGACCCUGUACCAUGACUGGGACCCAUAAUCCAGUGGGCUAUGAUGAGUAUGGUUCUUACAGAAAUGACUUGAAUUCGGGUUCAGAGGAUGUACUAAUUGGUGACGGUAGAAAGAGAACUGCUCCCCAAAGUUCAAUCCCGAAACUAAAUCUUGAAAAUAUCUGUAAACGCUCGGACUUGUUCUGUUUUCCUUCAACGUUAUCUGGUUUCUUUGCUGAUUACCGUAGUUCAGAAGCGAAUGUUUCAGGUUUUUCUGAGGUUAAAGCAGAUGAAACAGUAAAUUUAGGGUCAACGGAAGCAAAGAAUAACCUCAGUUGGUCAUCAGAUAGUGGUAACUUUCGGUUAUUAAGUGGGAGUGUUGUGUCUUGCUCACUUGAAUUGAAAGAGAUUGAUAACAGUGACCAAAAUGACACACCAUCUUGUAAAAGAUCUUCGCUUGAUUGGAAAACUUCGGGAGUUAACCAGAAACAGGAGUCUGUUAGAAUCAAAUCUAGUCAUAUGGAUGAUUUUUCGUCACUCCGUGUACAAGUUAGCCAUCCAUUACUUGAUUGGGGACAGAAGUAUUUACAUUUUCCUUCGUUAGCUUUUCUGACUGUGGAAAACAGACAUAAUCAUAGUGUUUUAAAUAUCUUUGAGCCAUACAGUACUGAUGCCCAAUUCUAUCCUUGCAAUUACAGUGAAAUUAAGCUGGGACCUGGUGAAGUUGCUUCUAUAUGUUUCGUGUUUUUGCCCAAAUCGUUAGGCUUUUCUUCAGCUCACUUGAUAUUACAAACAAGCUUAGGUGGGUUCUUGAUUCAGGCCCAGGGUUUUGCAGUUGAGUCCCCUUAUGUGAUACGGUCUUCAGUUGGUUUAAACUAUUCUUCCAAUGGAAAGUGGAGCAAUAUUGUUUCCCUGUUCAAUCCUUCUGAUAAAGUGCUGCAUUUGAAAGAGGUUAUUGCUUGGAUAUCGUUUUCUUCUGGGAGCAUUGCAUAUUCCGUUAAAGCGAAUUGCAGCCAGAUAGAUCACAAGGGUUCGUCUGAGUUCAGUGUUAAAGAGUGGUUAAAUGUCAAAAUUGGCGAAAUUGGUCAACCGGUGAUGGCAAUAAGGCCACAGAAGACAUGGACUGUUGGGUCGAACAGCAAUGAGCCCAUCUUAGAGUUGGAAUUCCCGGAUCGUUCUCAAGCAAACAUAUUUGCUUCUUUUUGUGGUCAAUUAUUGAAUGGUUCAAGAGAUAACUUGGAUGCAAUCAUUCUUGAAGCAGAAAUUGGAGGGAAGUCAGGGUUUUAUGAUCUCAAAACUCUUUCAAUUUCCCUUGGUGUUCUAAUCCCUUGUGAUGCCAAUGGAACAACCACUGUCUCUCUUUUGCUGCGUAAUAAUGGCCCUGGCCUGCUGACGGUUGUCAAGAUUCGUGCAGUCGGUGAAAACUCGGAAUCUUUACAGAUUAAAUAUGUUGAAGGGCUAAUGCUGUUUCCUCAUAGUGUGACACAAGUGGCUAUGGUCACUUUUACUCCAGAUUCACACGUGAAUUUGAACUGUAAAUUAGUUGUGGAAACGAACAAAUCAGAUGGUCCUGCGCUUGAGAUUUCUUGCAGUGACAUUGCUAGUCUUUGUUCACGGUCACAUUCUUAUGCUGGACAUGGACAUGACAAUGGAGCGUUAAAUUAUGACAAUUUAGAAACAAGGUCCAAUAACGUCCAUGUACAAUCACCGAUUGAAAUCAAGGCAACAGAAAUGACAAAAGCUGAUGAACCGGUACUAGGAAACUGGCAAUCUCAAGGGACCGAAAAUGGAAUGUCUGUGCUCGAUGAUGACGAGAUCAUAUUCCCACUGGUUCAUGUUGGUUCUCAUCAGUCUAAGUGGAUCAGUGUCUUGAACCCAAGUGACCAACCGGUUGUUAUGCAGCUGCUGUUAAAUUCAGGAGAAAUCAUCGACGAAUGCCGAGGAUCGGAUGAAGUUUUGCAGCCCCCUUCAUCUUAUACUUUGGUUCUUAACGGUUAUACGACUCCUUCAAGAUACGGGUUCUCUGUAGCAGGAAAUGCAGUAACCGAGGCCUACGUUCAUCCUCACGGAAAAGCCGUUCUUGGACCGAUCGUCUUUUGCCCUUCGAGCCGUUGUGCGUGGAGAAGUUCGGUUCUCAUAAGAAACAAUCUUUCUGGCGUCGAGUGGUUAUCCUUGCGUGGCUCUGGAGGUUUGCUUUCCCUGCUUUUACUAGAUGGGUCUGAUCCUGUUCGUAACAUAAAGCUCAAACACAACUUACCAAGCUCGAUUAACCGAAUGAUGAAAGUUGUGUUCGCGAAGAACACCGGAGAUUUGCCACUAGAAGUCAAUAGAAUUUCGGUCUCGGGUACAAAGUGUGGGUCAGAUGGGUUUUUGGUGGACAGUUGUGACGGUUUCAGUUUGCAGCCCGGGGAAUUACGAAAGCUUGUUAUAUCAUAUCGGGCGGAUUUUUGUGCAGCAAUCGUACGUAGGGAACUUGAGCUCGUUAUGGCUGGUGGCAUGCUGAUCGUGCCCAUGGAAGUCAGUCUUUCUACACCGAUGCUCAGGAUAUGCAAACAAUCACUUAUUUGGACAAGAUUCAAGAAAUUCUUUCUUGCAAUUCUUGUUUCCAUCCUUCUGAUUUCCAUGGCAAGUUCUUGUUCGUUCUCGUUCACAAUCAGGGACGAAAAUUUGUCCAAAUCCGAAGAACAUUCUUCGGAUGUUUGCCCAAAACCAGAACCAGAAACCGGGAAGGAAGUGACAUCAUCAUCAUUGUCGUCGUCAUCGUUGGCGAAAUCGAUGGUGGUCGAGGCAUCAAAACCGGAGAAUCUUACAGUUAAAACAGGAAAAGAGAAAGCAAGACGUAGAAAGAAGAAAAGAGGUUCGGGUUCGGGAUUAACGGGCCAAUUUGAAGUGUUGAGUAGCCAAAGUAGCAACUCGACACCUUCAUCACCUUUAUCCCCGGCCUCAUCUUCGACACCAAAAAGAUCACCAGAGUUAUCCCCUAACGUUCGGGUCAGAAGCCCGUUCAAGAAUAGCGUGGCUCUUCCUCCCCAAGAUAAACCUUUGGCCCCAGCCAAAACCAUUGGCCCGCGAGCCAGGGCUCCUGGAGCUGAACGGAAAGCGGUUAAACCCGAGGAGGGUUCAAGGAGUGAGGAUCGGUUUACAUAUAAUAUCUGGGAUGACCAUCUUCAACUACGGUUUCUGGUUCCGGGUUCGGGUUCGGGUUCAUCAUUGGAGGUCUGUGUUAUGCCCACCAUAACUGAAGAUAAUAACUUUGGUAGCCUGUUUGAUGUGAGCCCACAAGAGCUGUUUAAAUCUGUAACAGAAACUGUAGGUUUUAAACAAGAUGAUUAAUAAAAAAAAA